UUGUAAACACGGGAAUCAUAAAAAGAGACAGAACGAAAGGCUUAAAAAUAAGUAAAAGGCGUUGGCGAAUUUGCCAAAAUCAAAACGGAGUGCUGGCAUUCCGUUUGAUUGCCACCAACAAGCAUCUAGAAGAAAGAAGAAGGUCCUCAUUAAAUUUACAAGUCCAUCUCAUUAACGCCCUUCAAAAGAAAGCUGAGAAAUUAUUUAAUUGCGAAAUGUCUUCUGCUGGUGGCACUUUAAUGUUGCGAUUCCUACGACGUCUUCAGGAAAGACAUUCGUUUGCACCUAGAUUGUUGACUAACAAUGUCCGUUGCCUGCAUACGGAGCAAGGUGAUAAACAAACCAUGCAAGAUGUGAAGGAUAAGCUGGUUGAGCACAUGGGCGGCGUCCAAGGGUACAAACCGUUGCAGAUGCAGCGAUCACACCUGCUGGAGCUGCUACCAUCGAGUCAGGCCGAGCUGCCGCCGAGGGCUCCGAGUGACUCGUUCGACUUUGCCGUCAUCCCGUUGAGCAGUUCUCCGGCGCUACAGGAAAAGUACAUAACAUUCCUUGGGCACGUUCGAACUGGCCGAUUGAUGGAGGACAUGGACUUGUUUGCUGUUUGGGUUGCUCACAAGCACAUAAAGAAUCCUCGCCAGAAGGAAGGAAUGCCGACUCCCUAUGUUUUGGUCACUGUUCUGGUCGAUCAGAUCAACUUCGAGGAUAUCGUUCCGAAACCUGAUUGUGAUAUCCGUCUGUCCGGACAUGUGUCCUGGGUCGGACGAUCGUCGAUCGAAAUUACAGUCUGGCUCGAACAGGAGCUCAAUGGAAGUUGGCAGCGUUUGACCAGGGCUGUUUUUCUCAUGGCAGCUCGUGAUCCGACAGGACAUGGCCCGGCCAUUGUCAACGCUCUUGUUCCAGAAACGCCCGAGGAAAAGGAGCGAUUCAACAAAGGAGAAUUGAAUAAGAAGAGGAGGACUGCUGUGCAGAAAGCAUCACUUUUGAAAACAGGGCCUACUACCGAGGAGCAGGGAAUCAUCCACGAGCUUUUUUUGCAGACAGUUGACCCUAAAGACACAACAUUUCACAAACGAAUCUUGCCUCCGCACACCAUGUGGAUGGAGGACGCCAAUCUUAGCAAUAUAGUUUUCUGCCAUCCUGAAGACAGGAAUUUGCACAAUAAAGUCUUCGGUGGUUUUCUCAUGAGGCAGGCUUUGGAGCUAUCGUGGGCGUCUGGAUAUUUGUAUAGCAAGUUCAGGCCUAAGCUUUGCCACAUUAGUGACAUAGGUUUCCACAAGCCUGUCGACGUUGGCUCGUUAUUGAGGCUCAAAGCGUGUGUUAAUUACACCGAAUCAAACUACAUGCAGAUUGUGUGCCAUGCUGAAGUGUUUGACCCCAGGACCGGGCAGCACAACACCACCAACCAGUUCCAUUACACGUACGAAACCCCCGAUCAAGUCCCUAAGCUCUACCCAAAGACUUAUGAUGAGGCCAUGAUGUACUUAGAUGGACGACGUCAUUUCCAGCAUGUGAUGGGUCUGUCUGGAAAGUAGAUCUAAAAAUAAUGAGCUACGUUUGCUCGAAUUGUUAAGAUGUUUGAAAUUUUCAAUGUUAUUAUCCCAGUAUUCUCCGUCGUCUGUUUAACCUCACAUUUUAUGACAUCUUAUCGGAGUUGUCAAAAAAACUAACCAGAUAUUAUUAUAUUAAAUGUUGCUAUUUAAAAUUUUACUUUUAGAGACGAGCUCUCUAUGUUCUAACUUGUUUGCUGUGAAUGUUAUGGAAUUGGCAUUUGCAAAAUGAAGUUUGUUGCUUAUCUUAAGAGGCAAAUCAACUUUAAAAUCCCAUGAAUA
This is a messenger RNA of Neocloeon triangulifer, 1829 nucleotides long. Its product is annotated as acyl-coenzyme A thioesterase 9, mitochondrial-like. Gene Ontology annotation, cellular component: mitochondrion. NCBI's taxonomy places the organism in Eukaryota, Metazoa, Arthropoda, Insecta, Ephemeroptera, Baetidae. Gene Ontology annotation, molecular function: fatty acyl-CoA hydrolase activity. The record is from RefSeq and is a predicted model, not a curated record. The coding region runs from base 216 to 1532 and encodes 438 amino acids. The transcript has 10 exons. Gene Ontology annotation, biological process: acyl-CoA metabolic process.